Messenger RNA from Cercospora beticola, 1408 nucleotides. RefSeq lists its product as uncharacterized. Lineage: Eukaryota; Fungi; Ascomycota; Dothideomycetes; Mycosphaerellales; Mycosphaerellaceae. The record is from RefSeq and is a predicted model, not a curated record.
AGCAGCACCACCGCCAUACUCUUGUACCACUCCUCUCUGAUCCUGGCAUUGUCGAGUCCACGGACGCCGCCGGAUCUGUGAUUACAUAUCCCACACCUACCACCGAAGCCCAAAUAUACACACUUGUGUGUGGCCUCGAGCCCGUCGCAGCUUCCGUCCCCGCCGAAGCACGAGGUGCACACGCUACAGCGCUGGCCAUUGCCCUGCCCACCGUGGUACCCAUCGUCCUCGCCGAACCACUCUUUGCUGCAGGGUCUGCUUGGAUUUAUUCUACCACUUUCUGCCCGCCUCCGAUCCCACUUCCCAUCUCGACUGUCCCACUUCUGCGCGCGACCAUAUUGUAGACCAGCAGCGAUAACGGCGCAUCCCUCCCACGGCCAUGGCUAUCAUCAAGAAUCCCUUCCGCAAGCAGGACGAGAACGUGCGACCCUCGCCGACGCCACUCCCCGGCGAGAAACCGGCGAGCAGUGCGAGUAGCAAGCAGUUUAGUGCCGACGCAAAGGAUCCCGUCGAAUACAAGUUGAGUGAGAUCAAUGACUCUGGCGUCUUCGUCCCUCCGUCGCCCACUGAGAAGAAGAGCUUCUGGGGCUCCACGGCUUCGCGAUCAACCACAUCAUCGUCGCUACACAAAUGCGCCUUCGACGAGGGUGAGCAGUUCAACAUCUCCCGGGAGUCCUUCGACUCUUAUCGUAGAUCUUUCGAUAUUUCCGCAAGGUCCCCCGUCCCACAACCCGAGAGCAGGCCCCGCGCAUCGCUCGACAGCAGGACAUUCUUACCACCGCCACGCAUGUCAAACUCUUUCCACCGACCAUUGCAAGUCCCGCAAACUCAAGAGGAGGAUAAAUUUGAGGACGUGAACAUCGAUGACCCGAAACCGCAACCUGCCAAGAAGCGCGGUAUCUUCGCGCGCAUGGUGGAUGGCGUGGGAGACCACUCCAACCGACCCAACAGCAGCUCAGAAAACAAGACUGGCGCUUGGCACAGCCUCACAUCUAGGAAGAGAGGAGACAGUGGGCGAGGAGCUGAGCUUGGUGCGAUGCCACGAGCGGUUGAGCCACGAGCGGUUGAGGCGCCUAGACGUGAACAGACGCCGAAACCAGAGAAGCAACUGCCGGUGCAGCCGCCAGAGCAGCAGAGCGAGGCACAAGCGUCCGGGAACACUGCGACUCCCGAGAUCAAGGUGAACUCGUGAAUGGUCGGCUAUAUGCAAAGCGAAGAUGUGUUUUGAGCAUUGUAUGGUUUUUUGGAGUUCGGGUUGGAUCAGACACGAGGAGAUCCCAAGGGCUCGCUGACAGCAGCCCGGUCAUGAUAAUGAUGAUAACAGCAUAUGGACAAGCAGGCGAGAGAAACAGAUAUAGCUUCAGGCUCGCAACAUAGUUAAUAAUUGUAUGAAUCGGUGCACAAAGAA